AUGCAAUUCUCAACGGAUCCACAAACAGUUUUGGUGAGUUAUCAAAAAAUUAUUUGAAAUUCUGAACUUUCAAUUUGAAACUCAUAAAAUUUAGAUUUCUCAACAUCGCGUCAUCGAACUUCUAUGGCACAGUUCGGCACAAAUUAUAAUCCGGUAAGUUUUUUCAUAUUAUAAAAUAAAUGAGAAUUUCUGAAAUAUCCAAUAAAAAACUAAUAAAAUUUAGAAUUUUCUUGAUUUUUUUUUUAUUAGAAAAUCUUGAAAAUUCUCAAUUUUAUUAGUUAUUUUUUGGAAUUUCAGCGGAGAUGCGGAAGCUAUGCCCAAUUUUCGCAUUUUAAAUCAGAAACUUGAAAUUUUUUGCAACUCUAAAAACUUUCAAUUGAAUUUUCAGACCAAUCAAAAUUGUCAAAUCGAUGGACUGUCUGCCAAUAAUUCAUCUGAGAACAAUGAAGUCACUUGGAAUUCAUCAAAUUAUGAAAAAUAUUCGAGCAAAAAUUAUAAUUGUUAUCAAUUUCCAUUUUAUUUUAUAUUUCAACACCCAAAAAAGAGGUGAGGUUUUGUUUGUUGUUUUUUUGCAGAAAAAAAACGAAUUAAAAUUUUCAGAAUUUUAAUAAUUCAUGGUGAAUUUUGGUCGAUUCUCCAAAUUAUGUAAAAAUUAUGGGACGAAAAAUGUUUUGGUGAGUGACAAAAUUUCAAAAUGAACUUCUGGAAUAUGCAAUUUGAAACUCAUAAAACUACGAUAUUUUUCUUGAUUUUCUUUUUGAGAAUCUUGAAAAAUCGUAGAUUUUAUCAGUAUGAAAUUUUUUUCAAAAACUAUCGAAUUUUUCAAACAAAUUUUCAACAAAAAAUGGGAUUGUUUCAAAUGAAAACUUAAUAUUUAAUAAAUGAUUGGUAAAAAUAUUUAGGAAUGGGACCCUAGUUGGUAGUUCCAACCAGGUUCAGAACCUCCCUGGUUCUUCGGACAUAAAUUCCCCGACCUAGAUCAAUCUUUCUGGCGGCUUUUAUAGUUUAGUUAGAUCGAAACGGUGCCUCUCGAUAUUAAAUCGAGGCCACAUUAUUUUAUAUUAAAAAGUUCAACAUAGAAAAGAAACAAUUUUGUUUGUUACAAACCGGAUGAACGAAGUUCAAUGUGAGAUAAAACGUUUUUAGGAUUACGGUAUUUUCAAUACCUUUACAAUUUUCAGAUCGCUUUGACUUCUGACAACUUAUUUGGUUUCGAUUCAAACAGAAUCUGGACAUUUUUUGGUGAGUUUUUUAUAGGAAAAAUUGACAUUUAAUUGAAAAUAGCUUGAAAUUCUGAAAUAUCCAUGGAAAAACUAAUAAAAUUUAGAAUUUUCUUGAUUUUUCUUUUUUUUAUUAGAAAAUCUUGAAAAUCCUUCAUUUUUUAGUUGUUUGAGUUGAUUUAAUUCGACUUGGUUCAUCAAUGCAAUUGUCUGGAUGAUUUGAAAAGAGGCUUCGGAAUUAUUGAAUUUUGGUGAGUAAGAAAAAUAAAUUGAAAUUCUGAAAUAUCCUGUUUGGAACUGAUAAAACUUUUGUUUUUCCUGAUUUUCUUUGUGAACAUCUUGAAAAAUCGUAGAUUUUAUCAGUUACAAAUUGAAAUUUCAGCGGAGAUGCGGAAGCUAUGCCCAAUUUUUGAAUUUUUUUAAUGAAAAACUUUGAAUUUUUCAACGUGACCUUGAAUUUCAUUUCAGAAAAAUUAAAGAAGUGUUCGAAUUGAACAACUUGUGCCAAAAACCUUGAAAUAUUCAAAGAACUUUGUAUUUUGCUUAUCUAAUGUGUUUCUCUGAAUUUAUCGAUCGAACGCGCAAAUUUCAUUUGGAUGUGAAAAUAUAUGAUGAUUCGAAUUCCAAUAAUUAGGUAAAAAUUUGAUCAAAAAUUAGAAAAUGAUAUUUAACAACAUGUCAAAAAGGAAUCGGUGGAGACGCAGACAAUUCUACGACUCAAAAAAGACCGACUGCCAUGUAGUUCACGUUUUUAUUAAAAAUAAUUUUCAUCUUUUUUUUUUGCAAUGAAAAAAAGAGUGGUUCACGUGAAAAUGUCUGUGUCUCUCUCACUCUCACCGAUUGCCAAUUUUCAUUUCAAUUUGAAACUGAUGAAACUUUGAUUUUUCUUGAUUUUUUUUUUGGAAAAUCUUGAAAAAUGGUUGAUUUUAUCAUUUUGAAAUUGGAAUUUCAGCGGAGAUGCGGAAGCUAUGCCCAAUUUUUGAUUUUUUAAUCAAAAACUUUGAAAAGGGCUGAUUCAAGAACGAAAAAAUGUUCAAAAAAAUUUUUAACAUUGAAAGAUCAAUUCACGAAAUGUCGAAAAAAUCAUUGUAGGUCAAAAUUAAUUUUUCGAGUUUUUCAGUCAAAAAUGAUGACAAAUCGAUAUUUUUGAAGCUUCUGGAGUAAUUUCUGAUGAAAAUAAGCUUCGAGAACCCUAUUUUACCUCAUUUUAUUAAUUUUUCGAAAUUCAUCAAAAUUAAAAAUUUUUUAUUUUACGAAAAAUCAGCGAAACCUUCUGAAAAGUGAAGUCCAAGGUAAAUUUCCAUCAGAUAUCACAUGAGAAGCUUCAAAAAUCUCGAUUUGUCAUCAUUUUUGACUGAAAAAACUCGAAAAACAAAUUUUGAUCUACUCAGAAAUCGGUGGAGUAUCUAUACUGGAAGCAAUCGCUCGUUCCCCCUUUUUGUAGGUCCUGGUGGGUUAUGAAAAAGCCCAAAGGGAUUUUGUAUACUAAAAUUUCUAACAGAAGUUCUAGGGGGUCCAAUUCUUUUGGACUAAAAAUUUUUUUCUAAACUUCAAAAAUUCAAAAAUUCGUUUAAACUUCAAAAUUUAAACUUCAAAAAUUUCGAGCCUAAAUUUGAAUAACUUCUGAGAUUUCUCAUAUUUGAACUAAGAGAUUCAUGAAAAUUUCAAAUCUUAUCGUUUAAAUAACCAAUUAUCGAGGCAAAAAUUCUCCAAGUUCGCCCAAAUGUCCAAAUAUUGCUCAUUCUUCACUAAAAAUGCUCAAAUUUCAUGAAAAACCCAAAUUUCUACCCAAAAAUGAAUUUGGAGCAAUGAAUUUGGAGCAUUUUGAGUGUCAAAAUUUACCCUAACUUCAAUUUUUUUGCAGACAAAAUCAUGGAACAACACGUUACGGAUGUGAUUUCCAUCGAUUUGAAAAUUCAAAUUUCAAAAGUGAAACUCGACCGCAAUUCUUCGUGCCUCGAACUUUUCUGGAUGUGUUUUGAUUCAGCAGAAUGGGAUGAGCAAACUAAAAAAUUAUAAUUGUUAUCGAUUUCCAUUUCAUUUUUCUUAUGUUUUAACACCCAAAAAAGAGGUGAGAUUUUUGCUUUGUUUUUUCAGAAAAAAAUAUCCAAAUUUUCAGAAAUAUUAUGAUUCAUGGUGUAUGUUUGGCCGAUUCUCGAAAAUCUGUAAAAAUUAUUGGACGAAACAUGUUUUGGUGAGUGAAAAAAAUACAUUUGAAGUUCUGAAAUUGCAGUUUGAAAUUGAUAAAACUUUGAUUUUUCUUGAUUUUCUUUUUGAGAAUCUCGAAAAAUUGUUGAUUUUAUCAGUUCCAAAUUGGAAUUUCAGCGGAAAUGCGGAAGCAUUUUACUCUCUCAAAUCAUUAAACCCCCAAAUUUUCACAUUUUUUUGGUAGAUCAACUGAUUUUUCUCUCUAAAUCUCUCAAUUUUUCAUUGAAUUCUGAAAUAUCCAAUAAAAAACUAAUAAAAUUUAGAAUUUUCUUGAUUUUUUUGAUUAGAAAAUCUUGAAAAUUCUCCAUUUUAUUAUUUAUUUUUUGGAAUUUCAGCGGAGAUGCGGAAGCUAUGCCCAAUUUUUGAAUUUUUAGAGAAAAAACUUGGGAUUUUUAAACAUGACCUAUAUAAUCAUUGAAUUUCAUUUCCAGAAAAAUAAAAGAAGUGUUCGAAUUGGAGCAAUUUCUACCAAAAACGUCGGAUAUUCGAAGAAUUUCGAAUUGUUCUGUAUAUUUUGUGAAGUUAUCAAUUGA
This is a messenger RNA of Caenorhabditis angaria, 3961 nucleotides long. The record is from the annotation of a GenBank genome assembly. Lineage: Eukaryota; Metazoa; Nematoda; Chromadorea; Rhabditida; Rhabditidae.